GGCUGGGCGGCGCGGGCGGAGCGGAGCAGGAAGCGCCGAGGGAAGCAGGCAGGGAAGGCAAGCAGGGAGGCCGCCGCCGCGCAGAGGCGGAGAAGGAGAGUGGGGGUGGGAGCCCGAGCUCGGCCGCCGCCUUCGCCUCUUCCUUCCGCCCGCCCGCUGUGGGGAGUGAGGCGCGCGGGAGGCACCUGUCACAGCCGCCAGAGCGAGCGCGGCGUCCGCCACGGUGAGAGGCGGCGGCGGCAGCGGCGGAGGCCCGGCACGGCGAUACCCUUGGUGGGGCUGGCUGACGAAUAACAGCGGAGAUGAUGCCGAUGAUAUUAACUGUGUUUCUGAGCAACAAUGAACAGAUUCUGACAGAAGUUCCAAUUACACCAGAAACAACCUGUCGUGAUGUAGUAGAGUUCUGCAAAGAGCCUGGAGAAGGAAGCUGCCAUCUGGCUGAAGUAUGGCGUGGAAAUGAGCGUCCCAUACCCUUCGAUCACAUGAUGUACGACCACCUACAGAAGUGGGGACCCCGCAGGGAAGAGGUCAAAUUUUUCCUUCGGCAUGAGGAGUCACCAGCUGAAAGUAAUGAACAGAGUGGACGUCAAGCCCCAAAUCAAAGAAAUGGCAUAAAUAUACCUGUGGAGAAACGUACAGAGAAUGGGGUUGGCAAUCCACGUGUUGAGCUCACUCUUUCUGAACUUCAAGAUAUGGCUGCCCGACAACAGCAGCAGAUUGAAAAUCAACAGCAAAUGUUGGUGGCCAAGGAACAACGUUUGCGUUACUUGAAGCAGCAAGAACGUCGUCAGCAGCAGUCUGUUUCUGAAAGUGAAAAGCUUCAAAAACUUAAAGAACGUGUUGAAACUCAGGAGACAAAGCUGAAAAAAAUCCGUGCCAUGAGAGGACAAGUGGACUACAGCAAGAUCAUGAAUGGCAAUCUGUCAACUGAAAUUGAGCAUAUAAGUGCCAUGUUCCAAGAAAAGCAGCAGGAGCUGCAGGCUGCAGUGUUAAAAGUGGAUCAACUUACUCAGCAACUGGAAGAUUUAAGGAAAGGGAAACUGAAUGGGUUUCAGUCUUAUAAUGGACAAAUGACAGGACCAGCAGCAGUAGAAUUAAAAAAGUUGUAUCAAGAGCUACAGAUUCGUAACCGGCUUAACCAGGAGCAGAACUCCAAGCUUCAGCAACAGAAAGAGCUCUUAAACAAACGCAAUAUGGAGGUGGCUAUGAUGGACAAGCGAAUCAAUGAGCUGCGUGAACGACUGUACAAGAAAAAAGUUGAGGCACGUCAAAAAGAGAACAUUCCUUUGAAUCGCAUUAAUGGAACUUCGUCACCCCAGUCAUCCUUGAGUGCCUCAGGAAGAGUGGCAGCAGUAGGACCUUACAUCCAAGUUCCAAGUGCUGGCACUUAUGCUGUGCCAGUAGAUCCAGUUAAACCACAAUCUCUCACCAUUGCUUCUAGCUCAACACAUGGAAGAUCAAAAUCUGAAACAGACUGUGGGUGUGUGAAAAAAUCUCCAGACACCUGGAAGGUUUCUGAUUUAGACAUAAUAGUGGAUCCUAUUCUGUCACCUCCCACUUCUCUUCAGUCUGCUGUUCACAAUGUCAUCCGCCUGGCACCUAUCUUUGACACCCAGCACUCUAAUGAUGGAAAUUGGCCAAUACUUAAACAGAGUUCAGCCUCUGCAGUGAAACCCCCUCAGAUCUCCAACACAGACUGGAAAGAAUCAAGCAUGGAUACUGCUCUAAAACAAGGAACUAUAUCCAGCCAGCCUUUGCCAACUUCAGUGCUAGGAAGUACUGAUAAGCUGGGUCUUGAUCUGGGGAAGGUGCCACCAACUGUUCCUGGUGUAAGCAAGCAGUUGCCUCAAAACUAUGGGACCUAUCCAAGCCCAGUUCCCUUAGGAACAGGCUCUACAAAUUCUCUAGAAAGGAGAAAGGAUGGCAGCCUGCCCAGACCUGGCAGCAGUAUAACGAAUCGGCAGAGACCCGUUCCACUUCCGCCGCCAAGUAGUGUUCAUCAGCCCAGCUCUUCACAGCAGAUUCAGCAGAGAAUUUCUGUACCUCCCAGCCCUACGUAUCAACCAUCUGGUCCCCCCUUAUUUCCUGGAGGAGACGGCAGGCCAGAACUCCCUUUAACUGUGGCAAUCAGACCUUUUCUAGCUGAUAAGGGAUCACGACCUCAGUCUCCCAGAAAAGGGCCACAGACAGUGAACUCCAGUUCCAUCUACUCAAUGUAUCUUCAGCAAGCAACACCACCAAAGAACUACCAACAGGCUGUGUAUAAUACCUUAAAUAAGUCAGUAAAAGCAGUUUACGGAAAACCUGUAUUACAAUCUGGUUCAGCUUCUCCCUCACCCUUGCCAUUCCUUCAUGGUUCUUUGCCUGCCCAGACUCCCUCACAGCCACAAUCCCAGCCUCAGACUGAGGUCUCUGAAAAAGAUCAAGAGCUGGAAAAUGCUCCACCACCCAGUGAAAACAGCAACGUGGAAAACAUCCCUCGUCCUCUCAGUCCUACUAAACUCACACCUAUUGUGCAUUCACCCCUACGAUAUCAAAGUGAUGCUGACCUUGAAGCUCUGAGAAGAAAACUGGCCAAUGCUCCUAGGCCGUUAAAGAAGCGUAGUUCUAUCACUGAACCAGAAGGCCCAAGUGGACCCAAUAUACAAAAAUUAUUGUAUCAGCGCUUCAAUACUCUUGCUGGAGGAAUAGAAAGUGCUCCUUUUUAUCAGCCAAGCAAUCCACAGGACUUCAUAGGCAUCUUAGCAGAUGUUGAUAAUGGUAACACUAGUACCAAUGGCAAUAUCGAAGAACCUAUUUCCGUGCAACCUACAGUUCCUCUUCCUGAUGAGCCACCCCCUUCGUCAGAUGCUAAUGAUAAUGAGUUACCUUCUCCUGCUACUGAGGAACUAAUAAGCACUGAAACAACGAAUCAAACAUCUGAGACAACUGAAGAUAACAACAACAAUCCUGCUAUAGUUCCUUCAACUGAACAGUCACCCAGUCCCACACCUGAAGUCAGUACUCCAGUAGAAGAUGAAGCUCCUUUGCCACCUGCUGUCCCUCCUCCACUUCCUCCAACAAAACGCACCAACUUGAAGAAACCAAACUCAGAAAGAACAGGCCAUGGUUUGAGAGUGAAGUUCAAUCCACUGGCCCUCCUCCUUGAUGCUUCCUUGGAGGGAGAAUUUGAUCUUGUACAAAGAAUCAUAUAUGAGGUCGAUGAUCCCAGUAAACCAAAUGAUGAAGGAAUUACGCCUUUGCAUAAUGCAGUGUGUGCAGGUCAUCACCACAUUGUGAAGUUCCUGCUUGAUUUUGGUGUAAAUGUAAAUGCAGCAGAUAGUGAUGGGUGGACACCCUUGCAUUGUGCUGCUUCUUGCAACAGUGUUCAUCUGUGUAAACUACUGGUGGAAUCUGGGGCAGCUAUUUUUGCUUCAACUAUAAGUGAUAUAGAAACUGCUGCAGACAAGUGUGAAGAGAUGGAAGAAGGUUAUAUCCAGUGUUCCCAGUUCUUGUAUGGAGUGCAGGAGAAGCUGGGCGUGAUGAAUAAAGGUGUGGUGUAUGCUCUGUGGGAUUAUGAAGCCCAGAAUAAUGAUGAGUUGUCAUUCCAUGAGGGUGAUGCUAUUACUAUUCUAACACGCAAGGAUGACAAUGAAACAGAGUGGUGGUGGGCCCGCCUCAAUGACAAAGAAGGCUAUGUGCCUAAAAAUCUUCUUGGGUUAUAUCCACGAAUAAAACCUAGACAGCGAACCCUUGCUUGAAGUCAGUUGUACAACAGUGCAAUACCAUGCUGGUAACUGGAAACAUACACUGGAGCCAUCAGUUUUGAUCAUUUCACACAGAGAAAUAAAACUAUGCUGUUUAGUUUUAAUGGUGCUUUCUCUUGUUAAACGGACAGCAUCCACAGUUUUUAAGAUCUGCAGUUUGUAAAUGAGGAUCAUUUUUAUGUGACCCAGCACUGAUAAGGAGAGCAGUAUCUCCACUACUGACAGUGUUGCCUCAGCUAUUGUCUAAAGCAGUGUUUUAAGUUGAAGUUCCACGCUAGGAGCUUUCUUGUGUUCAAUGUUCACAGGUGUCAUUUGCAGAGUGCAGAUAUGCUGUCCAGUUUGCUCCAACCCCUCAGUAACUGUCCCCUGUCAGGCUUUUGGAGGUUUGAUUUGAUAACAGUGAAUACUGAGUUCUCAUUCCUGGUCAACUCUUUGGGUUCUAGGACACAAGAUCUUCACUUAAGUAGUCACCAUGGCUUGAUGAAGGCCAGGAUUGGAUUUUAAGUGGUAACAUACUGUACACUUAAAUCCUAGUCUAGACAACUCCAACAAAAGCUUUACAUAGUCUACCAUCUAGCAAUUACUUGUGUUUAGCAUCAAGCUAGAGAAACAACAAAACAACAUUAUUUGUACACUUCUCAAUCCCUCCCCCCCCCCCACAGUAUUUUACUUGGUGUUUCAUUUUCUCAUACAGCACCAGUGUUACCUCUACUCACUUAAAGGUUCCCCCACUACCCACCUGAGCUUGUCCUUCCUGGACAAAACAGUUAGUACUGAACUUGCAGCAGCUUAAGGGAUUUGUAUGUCUGCAUGGAUGAAAGUGCAAUAGUUGAAAAGGGUAAGAGUCUGGUAAGGAUUUUACUGUGUAAUCUGAAGUCUGCCUGAGACACUCGAGAAGAAAAUAUGAAGGACUAAAGUAGAAAGUUGUGUAGAUGCUAGGUCAAGGAGAAGAAAGAAAUAAGGUUCAGAGAAGGAUUUAAGAAAGGCUCUAGCUUAUUUGAGGACAGUUUCUGUGGUUCUUGGCAGCCUCCAUCUGUUGCCAAGGCAAGUUAUGCAAUAACCUAUUCCACUACCUUGUAGUUUCAAGCAAAAAAAAAAAAAAAAGGCACUUCACUGCAGUUUUAAUUGUACAUGAUUUUAUAUACCAGAAGUCUAUUUUGAAUUUCCCAUUUUAAGUUCUAGCCAUAUUUCUUGUCAUUUUCUCCCAUCUAACAGUAUGCAAUUUGAUUACUCCUUCAUGUACAAGUUCUGUGUAUAAUUUAUAUAAGCAUUUCUGCAGUGCUGUAACUUGCUUUUACCACAGGUUGGCAUUAACUGUAUAUAUUGUGGUGAAAAGUGAAAGGAUAUUAUUGUUGAAGAAUUUGCUACAUGAAUGUGAUGAAUUCAAGAGCCUAUGAUACACUAAUUCAGAGAACAUGUAAAUGUGCACAAUAAAGUACUGCUAAGGCA
This is a messenger RNA of Pogoniulus pusillus (Red-fronted tinkerbird), 5195 nucleotides long. RefSeq names its product protein phosphatase 1 regulatory subunit 13B (gene PPP1R13B). Lineage: Eukaryota; Metazoa; Chordata; Aves; Piciformes; Lybiidae. Gene Ontology annotation, biological process: apoptotic process; regulation of apoptotic process; negative regulation of cell cycle. The record is from RefSeq and is a predicted model, not a curated record. The coding region runs from base 303 to 3740 and encodes 1145 amino acids. The transcript has 18 exons. Gene Ontology annotation, cellular component: nucleus. Gene Ontology annotation, molecular function: p53 binding; transcription factor binding.